Trichobilharzia szidati is the source of this 2649-nucleotide messenger RNA. NCBI's taxonomy places the organism in Eukaryota, Metazoa, Platyhelminthes, Trematoda, Strigeidida, Schistosomatidae. The record is from the annotation of a GenBank genome assembly.
GUGUUUCUUUAACUCCUACCGGCGUUUUGGAAGUGUUAUACAUGAAUAUGAGUGUUUAGGUAGAUCAUGGUGGACGUCCCCUUGCUUGCUCGUGUCUCCGAUAAUACAGACUGCAGCUCUUCUUCUUGCCCAACUUCGUCUGUGUCCGAAGACUCUGUUCCAGAAGGUUAUUUGAUUUUAACAUUUGAUAAGAGAAAGAAAGCGGUUAUAAAAACAGCUGUAUUUGCAGAUGUCUCUGAUCCCCGGUUUGUCGAUGACUUUGAUGAUGAUGAUGAGGAUGUCUUUGAGAAUACUGAAGAAGGCAAAUGUUAUACCAUCAAUUGGCAACCAGCUAAAAGUGAAUCGAAAUUAUCUAUUUGUUCGGUGAAAAGCCAAGAGGAAGAUGCUACAGAUGAGACUAAACAAUCUCUGUCAAAACCACUUGUUAUUUCAACAGAUACAGUUGAUAAAAAUGACACUUCAUCAUCUUUCAAACGAUGUUAUGGUGAAGUAUUUUGGGUUGGUGAAGAUGAACCUGAUAUCGAAUCAAAAAUUGUCGAGUCAUCGUUGGAACAGCUAUCUAGUAAUAAUAACAACAACAACAGUUUAAUACGUGCAAGUCCCCUGUCAUGUGAUACUACCUCAAUAACUCCAGAUUCAACAUUACCAUCAUCAUCAUCUUCUGAAAGUUGGUCUACAAUGAUGACGAAUGCCUCUCGUGUAGCCGGCAGUCUUCCAUAUCGUAAAGAAACCCUGUCAACUAACAGUAACAGUAACCAUUUUAUUAGAAAAUUCAAUCAUAAUUUCUCUUCAUACUUCCAGUAUAAAUGUCCUAGAUCAUAUAAUGCGCAUACAAAUGAACAUACGCAAAAAAUGCUCAAAUGUGACCAGUGCGGUAAAUAUUAUCGUAAUGAUUACAGCCUAUAUCAUCAUAUCUGUUUAAAGCGUAAAGAUGUCUGGAAGAAAGGUGAUGUCCCAUCAGAAGUGAUUGAUGGACAAUUAAUGUAUUUUUGUCCUAGUUGUAGUAAACCCUUUAAAUGGCUUGGUAAUCUUACACGACAUUUUUAUGUGCAUACUGGGCAACGAUUUUUUCGAUGUGAUAUUUGUUCGAAAGAAUUUUUCUCUGCUUAUCAAGUACGAAGGCAUAUGAAUUCGCAUACAGGUAUACGUUAUAAGUGUCCAUUCUGCGAGAAACCAUUCACAUGUAAAUAUGCCUGUGCAUGGCAUACACGCAAACAUUUAACUCAUCCAGCAUUGAAACAUUGAGCAGACAAGAAGAAGAAGAUAUAUUCCAAGGCCUUAUUGAUUUCUUUAUUUUUUUUUUGGUUUUUGUUUUUCUUCUUGAUAUUACCUAUUUAUUUUAGCAUCGAAAUAAAUGCCUUAACUUUUCUACGUUCCAUUUUACACACACACACCUACUGCGUGUAUUCACUGUGAGUUGUGCUAUUUUUUUUUUACAAUAAGAAUUCUUCCAAUCGGUGUUAUCUUAUAGUAAUUAUUUUGAUAGUUGUUCUUAUACAUUGUUAUUAUUAUUAUAAUUACUGUAUUGCCAAUACUCAGUAUUACAGGUAAGAGGCGGGGGAGGGGAGGAGUAACAACACAUGUGCCUUCAAUCCACUGUUGAAACAACAGUAACACCAACAACUACUGCUACACACUGAUACAGUCAUAGUCUCUCUCUCUCUCCCGCUCUUUCUCUUUGUGUGUGCCUUUGUCACUACCGCCAGUGUUAUCGCCAGUACGCGCGACAUUAUUAUACAUAUUACAUAUUUUAUUCCUGUGGAUUUUUAUGCUCUCUCGCUGCUUUACACAUCAUAUCUACUUUUCUAUUACAAAAUAGACAACAACAAUAACAAAAAGAAAUCUGACAGAUUGCUCAAUUUGACGACGUAUGUAUGUUAUGAUUUGUGGUUUUUCACCUUUUGAUUUUUUAAGAAUAUAUCAGUUUGCUCUAGUGUGUAUGAGUUUUUUGAUUGCUUGCUUGCUUACCUGUCUGCCUGCCUGCCAGCCUCCCCUCUCUCUGUGUUCCUCACGAGAGAGAGAGGGUACACCGAUGCACACUAACUGGGAUCUUCCAAUUACUAUUUUGUGGUUUUGCAAGUUUUUUGUACGUUUUGUAUAACACUAUAUACACAUACACAAAUAUUUUUUUAUCAUUACUAUUAUUGUUGUUAUUGUUGUUACAUAAGGUUGUGUACGAGUAUUUGUUAGAUUGUAUUAUUCUACAAUGCAACACGUGUGCACAGACAUGCACACAUAUACACGCACACACACACAUUCAAAACAAAUAAUUCAUACACACACACUUCUUGAUUCCAGUGACCAUCGUAGGGACACUAUUUAAAAAAUCUCUGGGGGUAGGUAUAUCUUGCUAACGCUGAUUCUCCAGAUGUGCUUGCUGCCUUACACACUCCAGUUUUUUUUUAUUGUUUUUUUAUUCGAUUGUUCGUUUGUACUACUACUUAUGGGUUUUUUUUAUUAUAUGUGUUCUUUUGGUUAUUUCUUCAAUCUUGUACCAUUAUUAUUUUUUUGUACUCAAGGCUCUCUUUCUCUCUCAGUUUGGUGUAAAACUUACUCGUCGUCAGAAUAGCGAUUUUUUUCGGUGGAUGUUUCGUUGUUGUUAAGCUUUUGAUGUGGUAUAUAUAUAUAUUUGUGUGUGUGUGUGUGCGG